CAGCAGCAGCUUCCUGUAUUUUACACCUGCACAGAGGGAGGGAGGCUCAUCCGAGUCCAGAGCAAAGAGAGAGUCUGACUGAAGUUCUCUGCAUCUGCACUCUCUACUUCUUGAUUUCAUCUCUUCUUUUCCUCUCAAAUCCGUGGAUUAUCUGUUGUGUUUACCAAGAAUGCUGCUGCACAUUUUGUAUUUGCUGUGGACUUCUUUUCAGUUUUUCCUACAAGGCAGAUCUGUGCUGUGCAAAGAGAUGAAGUUCCCCAGCAGGGCGGUGAAGCCCCCCUCUCCAUCUGACUUCCUGGACAAGCUGAUGGGGCGCACAUCUGGAUACGACGCUCGCAUCCGGCCAAAUUUCAAAGGUCCUCCUGUCAAUGUGACCUGUAACAUCUUCAUCAACAGCUUCGGAUCCAUCACUGAGACGACCAUGGAUUACCGGCUCAAUGUCUUUCUGCGGCAGCAGUGGAACGACCCCCGGCUGGCAUACAAGGAGUAUCCAGACGACUCUCUGGACUUGGACCCCUCCAUGUUGGACUCUAUCUGGAAGCCUGACCUGUUCUUUGCCAACGAAAAGGGCGCCAACUUUCACGAGGUCACGACAGACAACAAGCUGCUUCGGAUCUUCCAGAACGGAAACGUCCUCUACAGCAUCAGGCUGACGCUGGUUCUCUCCUGUCCCAUGGAUUUAAAAAACUUCCCCAUGGACAGCCAGACGUGCACGAUGCAGCUCGAGAGCUUUGGCUACACGAUGAACGAUCUUAUUUUCGAAUGGCUGGAUGUUGGAGCCGUGCAGGUGGCUGAUGAUCUGAUGCUCCCUCAGUUUGUGCUGAAAGAAGAAAAAGGUCUGGGGUACUGCACCAAGCACUACAACACAGGUAAAUUCACCUGCAUCGAGGUGAAAUUCUACCUGGAGCGGCAGAUGGGCUACUACCUGAUCCAGAUGUACAUACCCAGCCUGCUGACCGUCAUCCUGUCCUGGGUGUCGUUCUGGAUCAACAUGGACGCGGCUCCGGCCAGGGUCGGACUGGGAAUCACCACGGUGCUCACCAUGACCACGCAGAGCUCUGGGUCCAGGGCCUCCCUGCCGAAGGUGUCCUACGUGAAGGCCAUAGACAUCUGGAUGGCGGUGUGUCUUCUCUUCGUCUUUGCCGCCCUGCUGGAGUACGCGGCCGUUAAUUUCGUUUCGCGCCAGCACAAAGAGUUCUUCAGGCUGAGGAAGAAGCUCAAAGAGCAACAGAGGCAGAGAAAUCAGGGAAGCGGUGACAGCAAGGCGAAGGGAAACAGCAUGUCAGGCAACAACGCUCCUCAUGGAAACGCAGCCCAGCAGUGCAGCGCCUGUGCCAGGGAGGAGGAGCUGGCACAGCAGGGCUUUCUCUUCCAGAGUUUUGGCCUCGCACUGGGAACGGGGACCGCACCGGAAAUGGACGCGACGCCGAUCUUUGCCGAUCUGCCUCCCGGCCUGGGCUUCUACGACAUACGCCGGCGCUUUGUGGAUCGUGCAAAAAGGAUUGACACUAUCUCCAGAGCCGUGUUCCCCAUGAGCUUCCUCAUGUUCAACGUCCUCUACUGGCUGACCUACAAAGUCCUACGACACGAGGACGUCCAGGCCACACUGUGACGGCACACGAUGCCGGGGACCGCCAACACACUGGAUACCUUGAAUCCGCCUCUUUUCACUGAAACAUUAACGGGCUGAGAGGCCUCAGCUGAGCCAUGCAAGAUGCGCUGUGACGGCAUGUCCAGUGCCAACGGGAAACGCCAUGACAUGGAGGACUCCAUCGGCUCCUCUGAAUUUUUAAUGCUUCCAAAGAAAUGCACUCUUUAUUAGCACUGAUGCUUUAAAUAUUCACAAUUGACAGUGUGUGUCAACAGUUUGCGUUUUGAUC
Salarias fasciatus (jewelled blenny) is the source of this 1880-nucleotide messenger RNA. RefSeq names its product glycine receptor, alpha 4b (gene glra4b). Gene Ontology annotation, molecular function: transmitter-gated monoatomic ion channel activity; glycine binding; transmembrane signaling receptor activity. The transcript is spliced from 10 exons. Gene Ontology annotation, cellular component: plasma membrane. Bases 170 to 1612 code for a protein of 480 amino acids. Lineage: Eukaryota; Metazoa; Chordata; Actinopteri; Blenniiformes; Blenniidae. Gene Ontology annotation, biological process: monoatomic ion transmembrane transport. The record is from RefSeq and is a predicted model, not a curated record.